Messenger RNA from Hypomesus transpacificus, 1182 nucleotides. RefSeq names its product myelin basic protein-like. Gene Ontology annotation, molecular function: structural constituent of myelin sheath. The transcript is spliced from 7 exons. NCBI's taxonomy places the organism in Eukaryota, Metazoa, Chordata, Actinopteri, Osmeriformes, Osmeridae. The coding region runs from base 93 to 686 and encodes 197 amino acids. The record is from RefSeq and is a predicted model, not a curated record.
AGAGGACUCGAUUAGCGGAGUGCGUUUUGGAGACGGUAGGAACAGGAGCGAACAGGAGCGGUCAUCCCCACCCAGGCUGAGCACAGUACGGCAUGGCCACAGCAAGCACCUCAGGGCAGAGCCGGAAGAAGAAGAGCCCUGGCCUCCUGGAUCAGAUCGGCACGUUCUUUGGGGGAGAGAAGAAGAAAGCGAGGAGCAAGGGGUCGUUCCGGGGUCACCUGUCCACCGCCCCCCCGCGGCCGGCUGCCUCCGCCCGUCGUCAUGGCGCUGACAACGCUGUAAUGCAGUUCUUGAGGAGCUUUGUGUCCACUCCGCAACCCAAGUCCAGGUGGAGGGAGAUCUUGGGCUUGACUGAGUCACUGCUUCUGGAUGACUAUCUUGAUGACUUUGAAAUUGCCCGACCAUUUCUGAACCGACUCCGGCCUCGUCUCCGCGACCGGAGGGCGCGAGAUCGCCGCUCAGGCGUCGUAGAGACCAAAACACGCUGUCCCGAAUCUUCAACUUGGGUGAAACCAAGGCCCGCUCCCCCCCUAAACGCUGGAGUACCAUAUUCUGAUCUCCGCAACAAAGACAGCGACACGGAGCCCACACAGUCAGCUACAGAGGCAGAGAACAGUCAUCUCCAUUCGGUCACAGCCCCAAACACUAACAAGCUAAUACUCGCCUCAUUUGUUUCUAGAAAGUGACGCAAUCUUGGCAUUCCAAGCCUGCUGGGGUCAUUCGGGGAGAACGUUCAGUUCAGCCUUGUAAUAUUUUCAAGGACCAGAUUUACAGAUUUUUGUCUCCAUGGUUCUACCGGUGUCUUUAUUUUCUGACACGCUAAAAUGAUUUAAUGUAACUGCUCAAACUUUUAUUCUGACAGUGCUUGUAUCUGCUGUCAAGGGGAUGUCCAUGACCUGUCUUGAUCUGUUUGUUGAUUGUUGUCAGAUUUGUGUUCCUUUGUGAUGCUUUUUAAUUACCUCCUCCAGGGUUUUACUUUGUAUGUCAGCAUUGGUGAAAUCUAGAGCUGAAAAUAGUUUGUGGUUUUUGUUUUUGUCAUGUAAAAAUAGUUAUGUGAAAAGCAUGUUGUCAUGAGGUUCUGGCUUGUGCAUUUGAAAAUGUAAUGUGAAACAAACACAAAAAAUAUGGAUUCUAAUGCACUGUAAUACUUUCAUAACUUUAAUAGAAUUGUUGUCUUUGUUC